This is a messenger RNA of Gastrolobium bilobum, 4377 nucleotides long. RefSeq names its product pleiotropic drug resistance protein 1-like. Gene Ontology annotation, cellular component: membrane. The transcript has 24 exons. The coding region runs from base 1 to 4377 and encodes 1458 amino acids. NCBI's taxonomy places the organism in Eukaryota, Viridiplantae, Streptophyta, Magnoliopsida, Fabales, Fabaceae. Gene Ontology annotation, molecular function: ATP hydrolysis activity; ATP binding; ABC-type transporter activity. The record is from RefSeq and is a predicted model, not a curated record.
AUGGAGAGUAGGGUUACUUUCAGCAUUGAAAGUCCAUCAAUUUGGAGGAAUAGUGACGCGGAAGAGUUCUUCUCAAACUCUUUCCAACAAGAGGAUGAUGAAGAAGCUCUCCAAUGGGCUUCCAUUCAGAGACUUCCUUCGAUUACACGUUUGAGAAAAGGAUUGUUUACUUCAUCUAGAUCAGGGGAAACCACUGAGAUCGAUAUUCAGAAACUUGGGUUGGAAGAAAGGAGAGAUUUGCUUGAAAGAUUGGUCAGAAUUGCCCAAGAGGACAAUGAGAGGUUUUUGCUCAAACUCAAGGAUCGAAUUGACAGAGUUGGAAUUGAUCUUCCAACAAUAGAGGUUAGAUUUGAGCACUUGAAGAUCGAAGCAGAAGCUCAAGUUGGAAGCAGAGCUUUGCCUACCUUUGCUAACUUCAUGGUUAAUAUAGUGGAUGGCCUGUUGCACUCUCUUCAUAUACUUCCAAGUAGAAGACAACAUAUGAAUAUUCUCCAGGAUGUUAGUGGAAUAAUAAAACCUGCCAGAAUGACAUUGCUUUUGGGUCCUCCAAGUUCUGGAAAAACCACACUCCUAUUGGCCUUGGCUGGAAAACUUGAUCCAAAAUUGAAGUUCUCUGGAAAGGUGACUUAUAAUGGUCAUGGGAUGAAUGAGUUUGUACCCCAAAGAACUGCUGCUUAUAUCAAUCAAAAUGAUUUUCAUGUUGGAGAAAUGACUGUGAGAGAAACCUUGGCCUUUUCAGCAAGAGUCCAAGGUGUUGGGGAUCGUUAUGACUUGGUAGAAGAAUUGAGCAGAAGAGAAAAAGAAGCAAAUAUCAAGCCUGAUUCAGAUAUUGAUGUUUACAUGAAGGCUAUAGCAACUGAAGGCCAGAAGGCAAAUAUUAUAACGGAUUAUGCCCUAAGGAUUCUGGGACUAGAGGUCUGCGCUGAUACUAUUGUAGGAAAUGCAAUGUUAAGAGGUAUAUCAGGUGGACAAAAGAAACGUGUUACAACAGGGGAGAUGCUGGUUGGACCAGCUAAAGUUUUUUUUAUGGAUGAAAUAUCUACUGGUUUGGAUAGCUCAACAACAUUUCAAAUUGUGAAUUCACUGAAGCAAUAUGUCCACAUUCUCAAAGGAACAACAGUCAUCUCACUCCUGCAGCCAGCACCAGAGACUUACAAUCUUUUUGAUGACAUUGUUCUACUCUCUGAUGGUCACAUUGUGUAUCAAGGUCCCCGCGAAGACGUGCUUGACUUUUUUGAAUCAAUGGGUUUUAGAUGUCCUGAGAGGAAAGGUGUGGCAGACUUUUUGCAAGAAGUGACAUCGAGGAAAGAUCAAGAGCAGUACUGGGUACACAGAGAUGAGCCUUAUAGAUUUGUCACAGCCAAAGAGUUUUCUGAGGCACUUCAGACAUUCCAUGUUGGAAGAAACCUUGAGGAGGAACUUGCCACUGAAUUUGACAAGUCAAUGAGCCACCCAGCUGCUUUGACAACCCAAAAGUAUGGAUUGGGAAAAUGGGAAUUGUUUAAAGCUUGCUUGUCAAGAGAAUAUUUACUUGUGAAGCGCAAUUCAUUUGUCUACAUCUUCAAAAUUUGUCAACUUGCUGUAAUGGCAAUUAUUGCCAUGACCAUUUUCGUCGGGACUCAGAAGCACAGAGAUUCAGUAACUCACGGAGAGAUAUAUGCUGGUGCAUUGUUCUAUGGCAUUCUCGUGAUUAUGUUCAAUGGGUUGGCUGAGAUUUCCAUGGUUGUUUCAAGGCUUCCUGUUUUCUACAAGCAAAGGGAAAAUCUCUUCUUCCCUCCAUGGGCAUAUGCUCUUCCUGCGUGGAUCGUAAAAAUCCCCAUAGCUUUUGUGGAAGUGGGUGUUUGGGUAUUGCUCACCUACUAUUUCAUUGGUUUUGAUCCAGAUGUUGGAAGAUUUUUUAGGCAAUUCUUACUUCUUUUAUUAGUAAACCAGAUGUCUUUUUCAUUAUUCCGACUUACUGCAGCAGUUGGGAGGGAAUUGAGAAUAGCUCUAACAUUAGGAGCGUUUGUAUUGGCCAUCCUUUUUGCUAUGAGUGGUUAUGUCCUAUCAAAAGACAACAUAAAUAAAUUGUGGCUAUGGGGCUACUGGUUAUCACCUAUGAUGCAUGGAGAGAAUGCCAUUGUAAAUAAUGAGUUCCUUGGUAAGAGCUGGAGACAUGUCCUAUCUAACUCAACGGAACCGCUAGGAGUUGAAAUUUUGAAAUCCCGGGGAUUCUCCACUCAGUCAUAUUGGUACUGGAUAGGUGUUGGGGUUUUGAUUGGAUACACAUUACUUUUCAAUUUUGGCUUUGUCCUUGCUCUCACUUACUUGAAUCCAAUCGUGAAGCAUCGAGCUGUUUUAUCAAAGGAACCUCAAAGCAAUGAGCAGAAUGGUAGUACUAAACAAGGAGCUAGUGAGUUGGAGCAUGUAAUUUAUGACUCAAAUAGAGGUAUUUUAUCUGAUAGCAACUUAAAAUAUGAAUUAAUUGGAAGCACCACUCCUCUCUAUUUUCCCACUUUGAAGGAAGCACUUGCUGCAGAGACAAAGUAUCUGAAGAAAAGAGGAAUGGUUCUCCCUUUUGAACCACAUUCCAUCACCUUUGAUGAAGUAACAUAUUCUGUCCAAAUGCCACAGCAAAUGAAGGACCGAAGUGUUCUUGGGGAUAAGUUGGUUCUUUUGAAGGGCGUCAGUGGAGCUUUCAGGCCAGGUGUUCUCACAGCUCUAAUGGGUGUCACUGGUGCUGGCAAAACAACUCUGAUGGAUGUACUUGCUGGUAGAAAAACUGGAGGAUAUAUUGGUGGGAACAUCACAAUCUCUGGAUAUCCAAAGAAGCAAGAAACAUUUGCAAGGAUUUGUGGGUACUGUGAACAAAAUGAUAUUCACUCUCCAAAUGUUACUGUGUAUGAAUCUUUGCUCUAUUCAGCAUGGCUCCGAUUGUCUCCGGACAUCAAUGCUGAAACUAGGAAGAUGUUCAUUGAGGAAGUCAUGGAACUUGUGGAACUGAAUCCAGUAAGGCAUGCAUUAGUUGGAUUGCCUGGUGUUAAUGGUCUCUCAACAGAGCAAUGCAAAAGGUUAACCAUAGCCAUUGAACUUGUGGCAAAUCCUUCUAUAAUAUUCAUGGAUGAGCCAACUUCAGGGCUAGAUGCAAGAGCUGCUGCUAUUGUUAUGAGAACAGUUAGGAACACAGUAGACACUGGAAGAACAGUUGUCUGCACCAUCCAUCAGCCUAGCAUUGAUAUAUUUGAAUCUUUUGAUGAGUUAUUGCUAUUGAAGCAAGGAGGGGAAGAGAUAUAUGUGGGGCCACUUGGACAUCAUUCUUCCGAUUUAAUUAGUUACUUUGAGGGAAUCGAAGGUGUCAGUAAGAUGAAAGAUGGCUAUAACCCAGCAACAUGGAUGUUGGAAGUCACAAAUUCAGCAAAAGAAAUGGAAAUGGGGAUUGAUUUUGCGGAGGUGUACAAAAAUUCAAAAUUAUACAGGAGAAACAAAACACUCAUUAAAGAAGCGAGUACUCCAGCUCCUGGUUCAAAAGAACUUUAUUUUCCAUCACAGUACUCAAGAUCCUUUCUAACCCAAUGCAUGGUUUGCUUAUGGAAACAGCAUUGGUCUUACUGGCGCAAUCCUCUAUACACUGCCGUAAGAUUUAUUUAUUCAACCACCGUAGCUUUUAUGCUUGGGAGCAUGUUUUGGAACCUUGGAUCCAAAAUUGAAAAGCAACAAGAUCUUUUUAAUGCUAUGGGGUCAAUGUAUGCUGCUGUUUUCGUUAUUGGCAUGAAGAAUGCUAUUUCAGUGCAGCCAGUUGUUGCUGUUGAGAGAACAGUCUAUUAUAGGGAAAGAGCAGCUGGAAUGUAUUCAGCUUUGCCAUAUGCUUUUGCUCAGGUUCUAAUUGAGCUACCAUAUGCUCUUGUACAAACUGUGGUAUAUGGCAUUAUAAUUUAUGGAAUGAUUGGUUUUGAGUGGACUGUGGCUAAAUUUUUUUGGUACAUAUUCUUCGUGUAUUUCACGUUCUUGUACUUCACCUUGUAUGGCAUGAUGUCAGUGGCCUUGACCCCAAAUCAACACAUUUCCUUUGUAAUCUCAUCUGCAUUCUAUUCAGUAUGGAAUCUCUUCUCAGGAUUUGUGGUACCAAGACCGAGGAUCCCAAUAUGGUGGAGGUGGUAUAGUUGGGCAAAUCCUGUGGCUUGGAGUUUGUAUGGAUUGGUGGCUUCACAAUAUGGAGACAUAAAGCAUAGCAUUGAAACCACUGACGGAAGUGCAACAGUGCAAGACUUUGUUAGAAUUUACUUUGGUUUCAAGCAUGAUUUUCUGGGAGUGGUUGCAGUUGGGAUUGUUGCAUUCUCAGUGGUUUUUGCAUUGGUCUUUGCCAUAUCAGUGAAAAAGCUUAAUUUCCAAAAACGUUAA